Molecule: messenger RNA, 3038 nt
Organism: Peromyscus eremicus (cactus mouse)
Lineage: Eukaryota; Metazoa; Chordata; Mammalia; Rodentia; Cricetidae
Gene: Icoslg
Product: inducible T cell costimulator ligand
Exons: 7
Coding region: 212-1201 (329 amino acids)
Source: RefSeq, a predicted model, not a curated record
GAUCUGGGGCUGUACCCAACCCGGCCAGACGCGCAGCGCUAGCGAGCGCAGUUACAGCGGUUCCUGCGCCCCAAGUCUCGGCAGCCCCAGAUCUCCGCGCCCCAAGUCUCGGCAGCCCCAGCCCUCCGUGGCCCCCGAGGACUCCGGGACUCGGGCAGCUGCAGCUCUACGCGCCCCGAGGGUCCAGCAGCCCGGAGUCUGCGCACGCACCAUGUUGCCGAAGUGUCACCAUUUCCUGUCCUUGGGAACCAGCUGGCCGGUUUGGAAGAAGCAGCAUCUUGUUUGCGUCUCAGGAGGGUUCUUUUCCAGUCCUGGUCUGCUCUUGCUGCUCUUCAGCAGCCUGCGCGCUGAGAGUGAAGUCAAGGAAAUCCACGCGAUGGUGGGCAGCGAUGUGGAGCUCAGCUGUGUUUAUCCCCACAGAAGCAAUUUCAGUUUGAAUGAUCUGUAUGUCUAUUGGCAAAUCGAGAAUCACCACCCCAAAACUGUGGUGACUUACUACCUGCCUAAUGGGUCUACAGGGAUGUAUGCAGACAACCACUACAAGAACCGGGCCCAUCUGUCACUGGACCGCAUGAAGCAGGGUGACUUCUCUCUGUACCUGCAGAACGUCACCCCCCAGGACACCCAGGAGUUCACGUGCCAAGUGUUUAGGGAGUCUACAGAGUUAGGAAAUACCUUAAAAAAGAUGGUCAGGCUGCAUGUGGCAGCGAACUUCAGCACACCCAUCAUCAGCACUUCCAGCAACCCCACCGAAGGCCAGGGACUCACCUUCACCUGCAUGUCCACGAAUGGCUACCCAAAGCCCAACCUGUACUGGAUUAACAGGACGGACAACAGCCUGAUAGACGAGGCUCUGCAGAAUAACACUGUCUACUUGAAUGAGCGGGGCCUAUAUGAUGUGGUCAGCACCUUGAGGAUCCCAUGGCUGGCCCAUGUGAAUGUUAGCUGCUGUGUAGAGAAUGUGGUUCUCCACCAGAACCUCACCAGCAUCAGCCAGGCAGAAAAUUCCACUGGAAACAAUGACAGGAGCACAGAGAAUCCACCGGAAAACGACAACCGGAAGAACUACGCAGUCCUUUUCAGCAUCCUCGCUGUAGUACUGGUGGCACUGGUUUUCGCCUGGGUUUACAGAAGCAGGUGUCUCCACAGACACUAUGAAGGUCCCCGGACUGUAGAGCAGGAACUCACAGACCACGCCUGACAGGACUCUGCCCAGGAUGCAGACUGGGCUUCUGUGAGAUGCCACCCGGUGCAUGUUGGAUACAGCUUCAGAACCGACUUCCACAGGCCUGGUGGCCGAGGGGGACAGUGAGCUGUCUGCUUAUGUGCUGUGGUGGAAGACAGGAGUCCCCAGCCUUGAGAGGCACAGAGGGUUAAUACCAGAAACCUCGAGGGAGACCUUUCCAGUGGGUCGUAGCAACAUCAGAAUAUGGAGCCUCCAGUGAACAGCCCCUGCCCAGCCAUUGGCACAGAGAGGAGGCGCUUGUGGGGAGGUCCUUCCCCAGCAGGGGCUGUAGAGCGAGCACGUGACUCAGUCCCAGGUUCUUUGAAAAAGGGCAUUUGAGCCACUCUGAAAGCACCUACAAAAUCCACUGGAGACUGUUUCCCUACAGGACUUUCAGAAGGGGAGAAAGCCUGACCUUAUUUAUUCUGGUCUCAGCCUACUUGGGCCUGCUAGAGGAUACGUAGGGUUUUGUCUACAUUAUCGCUGUUGGCGAUAAUGGCUGGACUCAGAGGUUUGCAGUCCUUGGCUUUGCAACAUCAAAGGGACGUGCCUCAAGGUCCAUGUGCCACCCAUGGGCGCUUCUCACUCAUCAUUGGAGGUCCUCGAGUCUGAUCAUGCUGUGGAUAUGGAAGCUUCCUGCAAACCUCUAGGUCUUUCAGACUGAACACAAAGAACAGUUGCACUUACCCGGCCUCAGCAGCCUAUGAGGACCUAGGAAGACUCCUGCCAUUCUUGGAACCACCAGACCCGCUCGGUGGCCACAGCCUCCAGGGUCUCUCUGUUGUUGGCCAGACUAGAGCUAGCCAUCUGGGUUCUAGAUGGUUCUGCAAAGUUGGCUGCUUGGUAACCUGGGUGUGCACAAGCUCCAGGGAGAUGGAGUAGGGGCAUGGGACUCCCCAGUGCGACGCAGCAUCUGACCCUACUUGUGGGCAAGCGCCUUCCCUGCUUCCUACCCAGAGGCCUGAAAGUCCUGGACAGUAAGGGCCUGCUUGUUAUAUGGCCACUGCUCAGUGCUGACAGAUGUGGGAGCUGCCAGGCCCAGAUGGAGCAGGACUGAGGAGUGAGGACCCUGUCAGGCUCAAGGGGAUCAGUAUUGUGAGGAUCUGUCUACUUUUCUGCUCAGACUCUUCACACGGAUGUAUUUAUUUAAUGAGUGUAAAGACGCACUCCAUCCUGCAAAGCAUUACGUAUCUGUAAAAUAGCAAUUUUCAUUACUUUCGUUUCAUUAAUUUCAUUGAGUUGGCAGCUAUAGCAAGGAAGCACAAGGAGCCACUGGGGUGCAAGAAGCUGGGGUGCAGUGCCCCAGGAGAGGAGUUUAGGAAUUAGUGCUUCCCCAAGUUCCAGGACGCAGCUAUGCCCCAGGGGUCUCAGGUGGGUCUGUGGCAGCCCAGCAGGGAGAUCCAGUCUACUUUCACUUUUCUGUCAGGAGGGAGUUUGGGGUCAGAAAGAGGUCAACCCUGCAGCCCAGCUCCCUUGGGGCACCAAAACCACUGUUCCCACUGCUUAUGUAGGCAGUGGAACCCUCAUCAACUGUGCCCUGUGGGCUCUGCCUAGACCCUGGGCUGCUUGCUCUACAGUCAUUAACGCCUGCUGAUCCCAGCAGGCCCCACCUUCCCAUGGACCCCUGGGAGUACUUCCCCCACCCUACCCCUGCACAUCAGCAUUUUUGAGACCUGCCCUGUAACCUCUGCCUCCUUCAGCCCAGAAUCUUGCUGUCACUCUUUAUCUGGGUUGUAGACUGGGCUGGAUUUCAAUGUUCUCAUCGCGAUUCUCAGAACUCUGACAAAGGGAAUAAAUACAAGAUGUGCUUUUC